Perognathus longimembris pacificus (Pacific pocket mouse) is the source of this 1257-nucleotide messenger RNA. It is a transcript of the gene Tbcc, whose product is annotated as tubulin folding cofactor C. Gene Ontology annotation, cellular component: cytoplasm. Gene Ontology annotation, molecular function: tubulin binding. Gene Ontology annotation, biological process: post-chaperonin tubulin folding pathway; tubulin complex assembly. The coding region runs from base 56 to 1093 and encodes 345 amino acids. The record is from RefSeq and is a predicted model, not a curated record. The transcript has a single exon. NCBI's taxonomy places the organism in Eukaryota, Metazoa, Chordata, Mammalia, Rodentia, Heteromyidae.
GGAGGAAGAGAGAGUGAGAGAGGGAGAGGCCGGUGGGCUGGAGCUCGAGCCCAAGAUGGAGGCGGCGGGCUGCUCGGCUGCCGCCUUGGGCAACGGCGACCCGGCGGCGCCGCGGGAGCGCGGCAUGCUGCCCGAGCGGCUUCAGAGGCGCGAGCAGGAGCGGCAGCUGGAGGCGGAGAGGCGGAAGCAGAGUCGGCAGGACCUAGAGGUGGAAGAGGAGAAGAGCAGCUUCUUGGCCGCCGCCUUAGCCCGCGAGCGGGAGGCGGUGGAGGCGCUUCUGCGGGGCGAGGACGCGGCCGGGCGGCUGGAGGAAGCGGCCGAGCGGCUGCAGGGCCUACGGAAGCUCCUCAACGACUCGGUGCGCUUCCUGUCCAACUACAACCUGCGGCAGGGCCAGGAGGCGCUGGCCCAGCUGCAGGCCGCCCUGGCCCAGCGGCGCCAGGAGCUGCAGCCCGGGAAGCGGUUCGCGUUCAGGGCCCGGCGGAACCAGGCCGCUGGGGCCGCGGGGGUGGAUGCGGCCCCGGCUGCGGAGGCCCCGGCGUCCGCGAGCGCCCGGGUUCCCAAGGAUGAGAACGAGGCGACCCCCGAAACCGGCUGGGCUUGUGGUUUCUCCGACCUGGCGGGCCAGAUCUUGGAGAAGAGGGCCGCCGAGCUGCACCAGCAGGACGUCCUGUUGAGCGGACUGACGGACUGCACGGUCAGGCUGUGGGGCAACCCCAACACCUUGCGACUGGCCCAGGCCCGCGGGUGCCGGGUGCUGUGCGGGCCCGUGUCCACUUCCGUGUUCCUGGAGAACUGCACGGACUGCGUGCUGGCCGUGGCCUGCCAACAGCUCCGAGUGCACACGACCGCGAACACUCGCAUCUUCCUGCAGGUCACCAGCAAGGCCAUCGUGGAGGACUGCAGCCGGAUCCAGUUCGCCCCGUAUACCUGGAGCUACCCCGGGAUCGAGCAGGACUUCCAGAGCUCCGGUUUAGAUCGCAGCAGAAAUAACUGGAACGACGUUGCUGAUUUUAACUGGCUGGUCCGGGGUGUGGCCUCCCCGAAUUGGAGUAUUCUUCCCGAAGAGGAGUGGAAGAUCCCGUGUGACUAGCGCCCCUGAUCUCUACUCUUCGCAAAUACACCUCUCCUCGGAAUGGCUGCUGCUAACAGUUUACAUAUUGUUGAUAGAUUGUGUACACUUAACAAGGCUUUCAGGCUCGAGAUUGCAAGAGGCCCCUGAUUUGUGAUUUCCGAUUAAACUCAUGCUAAUUCUAA